Molecule: messenger RNA, 3339 nt
Organism: Hibiscus syriacus
Lineage: Eukaryota; Viridiplantae; Streptophyta; Magnoliopsida; Malvales; Malvaceae
Product: ethylene-insensitive protein 2-like
Exons: 4
Coding region: 1-3219 (1072 amino acids)
Biological process (GO): ethylene-activated signaling pathway; metal ion transport
Cellular component (GO): membrane
Molecular function (GO): cadmium ion transmembrane transporter activity; manganese ion transmembrane transporter activity
Source: RefSeq, a predicted model, not a curated record
AUGGAUCAUAAAUAUCCCUACCGCUCUGACACCAUGAACAAAUCAUGUUUAAAUAUUUCUCAACAAUUCAAUUUAUGUGUGGAUACUAAUAAGUUCCUUUUGAAAUUAUUAAAACAGGUAUUUAGGAAUGGUAUACUGCCCCUAGUCUUUUUGUUGGUUAUGUUCUUAUCUAAUCAGCUUACUGCAUCAACCUGGAAUCUUGGUGGGCAAGUUGUAUUGCACGAUUUCCUUGGGCUUGAUAUACCGGGUUGGCUUCAUCGGGCAACAAUCAGAAUUGUAGCAAUGGUUCCAGCUCUUUAUUGUGUGUGGACUUCUGGACCUGAGGGUGUAUACCAGAUGUUUAUCUUUGCGCAGGUUAUGGUAGCCCUUUUGUUGCCGUCUUCGGUAAUCCCCUUGUUUCGAGUUGCCUCAUCAAGACCGAUUAUGGGUGUCUAUAAGGUUUCUCCAAUUGUGGAGUUCCUAACACUGGUAACAUUCAUGGGAAUGUUGGGUUUGAAGAUGAUUUUUAUUGUAGAAAUGAUAUUCGGGAGUAGCGAUUGGGCUAGUAAUUUGAGAUUGAAUGCUGGGAUUAGCAUGUCUGUUUCUUUUGUUGUUCUUCUGGCCGCUGCUUGUGCGUCGUUUUCUUUGAUGUUAUGGUUAGCAGCUACUCCCUUAAAAUCUGCCAGUUCCAAAAGUAAAUCUCAUGCAUUGAAAUGGGAUUUGAGCAGAACUGCUUCUGAGAUGGCUAUAGAGAGAGAGGAAAAUGAAAGUACAACUAGAUAUCAUCAUGGAGAGGAACCUCCUCAUAUGCUAGAAAGGUCAGCAUCAGCAGAAAAAUCCAUUGAAACUCGUUCAAAUUUAUCUUUUCCACAUUAUAAUCUGAGUUUGCCUGAGGAAAAUGAGUUAAGUAAAACUAGAUAUUGUGGAGAGGAACCUGCUCAUAUGCUGGAAAGAUCAGCAACACCAGAAAAGUCCAUUGAAACUCGUUCAGAGUUAUCUUUUCCACAUUAUAAUCUGGAUUUGCCUGAAACAAUUAUGGAGUCUGAACAGGAAAUACAUUUGACCACUGUUAACGAGAACUCUUCUAAUGGUGUGUUUACUAACCCCACGAGCUGUAACUCUGAGGAACCAGCAUCCAUAACUGAGUCUGCUUCCAUUCUAGUCAAUGAGGUGGCAGAUGAAAUACCGGGUACGGAGACUUCGAUGUUUGAAUCAAUGAAGCCUAUUGAGAAAACAGUGAGUAUAGAGGGAGAUCUGCAGAUUGAAAAAGAUGAUGGAGAUUCUUGGGAGCCUGAAGAGCCAUCCAAACCUCCUUCUGGAAGUAUUACCUCUUUGACACCAGAUGGCCCUCCUUCAUUUAGAAGCCUCAGUGGGAAAAGUGAUGAUGGUGGAAAUGGAAGGGGAAGUCUAUCCAGAUUAGCUGGACUAGGUCGUGCUGCAAGGCGUCAAUUAGCUGCCGUUCUUGAUGAAUUUUGGGGCCAAUUUUACGAUUAUUAUGGGCGACCUACCCAAGAAGCCAAGGUGAAGAAAUUAGAUGUGUUAUUAGGUGUUGACUCAAAACCAUUAAAAGUGGAUAUUGCUGGGGAUCUCCCUUCGGUAGGAUGCAGAGGAUCUGAUACACUUAAUAGUUCAAGUCUGUACGACUCUCCAAAGCAGCUGAAAAUGCAAAACGGUGUUGAUUUAUCAUAUGGGUAUUUGAGAGGAUCAUCGUUAUGGUCAAACCACACACAAAUGUUAGAUGCUUAUGUUCAAAAUUGUAGCCAUAAUGUUGAUUCUGGUGAAAGGAGAUACUUUAGUUUGCGUGCUGCACCAUCUGCUGAUGCAUGGGAUUAUCAACCAGCUACAGUGCAUGGAUAUCAGAUUGCAUCUUAUCUUAAUCGAAUUGGUAAGGACAGAAGCUUGGAUUGCUUGAAUGAUCAGAUGGAAUUACCUGCAUCAGAACCUCCUGCCAUAGACCCUACAGAUUAUAGAGGCUCUGUUGCUUUUGCAUCAAGGCAAAAAUCACAGAACGGGGUAGCUCCUGCACAGCCCCCUGGAUUUGAGAAUGUCGUGGUUUCUAGAAGUAGUGCAUUACAAUCCGAAAGGACUUAUAAUGACAUGAGCUUCUCCGGAAUAAAUGAUAAUUCUGGUAUAUCAGUCAAUACAAAGAAGUAUCAUAGCUUACCAGACAUAUCUGGGCUUUCUGUUCCUCAUCGGGUGUCUGCGAAGAGUGGUCAGUGGGACAGUUUCAUUGGAUAUGGGUCACCCAUUGGUCAGACAAACUAUGGAUCACCCAUGUAUUCAACUGCUGGAUCAAGGGCAGGAGUUCCAUUUUCCUUUGAUGAGCCUUCUCAUUUAAAGGGUUACAAAGGCUCUUUGCCUUUACCGUUGAGCUCAGGUUCAGGCACUGGAUCCCUUUGGUCUAGACAGCCUUUUGAGCAGUUUGGUGUAGCUGACAAAAGCAGCACUGCUGGGAAUGAAGCACUUGGAAGUGGGUUGAACUCUGCGACUCUGGAUACUGCUUUUGGAGUGGAUUUAGAGUCCAAACUUCUUCAAUCUUUCCGCCACUGUAUAGUAAGGCUCUUGAAAUUAGAUGGGUCUGAUUGGUUGUUUAGACAAAAUGAUGGAGCUGAUGAGGACUUAAUUGAUAGUGUAGCAGCAAGGGAGAGGUUUCUUUAUGAUGCAGAAGCUAGAGAGAUGAACCAGGUUGUUAACACACGUGAUUCUCAAUACUUGUUAAUUUCAUCAGUACCUCAUUGUGGGGAGGGCUGUAUAUGGAAAGCGGAUUUGAUAAUAAGCUUUGGAGUGUGGUGCAUUCACCGUAUCCUUGAUCUUUCUCUGAUGGAAAGCCGACCAGAGCUAUGGGGAAAAUAUACUUAUGUGCUUAAUCGGCUCCAGGGUGUGAUAGAUCUUGCAUUUUCAAAGCCUCGAACCCCAAUGACGCCUUGCUUCUGCGUACAAAUCCCCCAGGAAUAUCAGCAGAGGUUAAAUCCGGCUGUUUCAAAUGGAAUGUUGCCUCCGGCUGCAAAACCAGGAAAGGGUAAGUGUACAAAUGCUGUGACGCUGUUGGAUAUAAUUAAGGAUGUCGAGAUAGCUAUAUCAUGCCGGAAGGGUCGAACGGGGACUGCUGCCGGUGAUGUAGCUUUCCCAAAGGGAAAAGAGAACUUGGCAUCUGUGCUUAAGCGCUACAAGCGUCGAUUGUCCAACAAACCAUCCAGCAAUGUUACAACAUCAGCUCCGAUGCUGGCUUCUUACAGUUGAUAGUUUUUACUCCAGUUUCUCUUCUCACAGGACUUUCAAAACCAACUUCUUCUUCUCGUGUAUUAAAAGCCAUUGCUGCACUAUAUGUGAUAUUAUAUACGUAGGGUAAAAAGUUUGAGA